Orbicella faveolata is the source of this 1280-nucleotide messenger RNA. RefSeq names its product heat shock protein 83-like. Lineage: Eukaryota; Metazoa; Cnidaria; Anthozoa; Scleractinia; Merulinidae. The record is from RefSeq and is a predicted model, not a curated record. Gene Ontology annotation, molecular function: ATP hydrolysis activity; ATP binding; ATP-dependent protein folding chaperone. Gene Ontology annotation, biological process: protein folding.
GUAACCCGGAGUACUGAUAACCUGAAUUUGUCCUUCUGCAGACUAUCAAGGAAAUCCUAGACAAGAGGGUCGAGAAAGUGGUAGUGUCAUCUCGUCUGGUAUCAUCCCCCUGCUGUAUUGUCACCAGCCAGUUUGGAUGGACGGCAAACAUGGAGAGAAUCAUGAAGGCCCAGGCACUGCGUGACAACAGCACUCUGGGAUACAUGGCAGCCAAGAAACACCUUGAGGUGAAUCCCGAUCACUCCAUUGUGGAGACCUUGAGGCAGAAGGUGGAGACUGAUAAGAAUGAUAAGUCUGUGAAAGAUCUUGUCAUGUUGCUGUACGAAACCUCUCUCUUGUCAUCUGGAUUCACCCUGGACGACCCACAGGUUCAUGCCAGCCGCAUCUACCGAAUGAUCAGUCUGGGUCUCGGAAUUGACGAAGAUAUGGAAACUGUUGCUGAAGGAAAUACUGGUGAGGCCAGCGCUGAAGACAUGCCACCACUUGAAGGAGAAGAAGGAGACGAUCCCUCCAAGAUGGAAGAAGUCGAUUAGUCAUUUCAGUCAAGAUAACGGCUUGAAAAAAGGAAUUAAGUCAUUAGUUUGACAAGCUGCGUUCUUUUUGACAGUUGCAUAGUAACCAUUAACAUUUUGCUGAUGCGAAGUGCAUUGCUAUAAGCACAGAAAAACAAUUUCUCGUAGAUACUGAAAUUAUUAAGUACGUGUGAUUUGGCUCAGACUACUUUAUUGGGUAGGUUCACAAUUUUGGGCAACUAAUUGAACUAUUGUUAAGUGAAUAAUAAUUUAAGGGUGCAUGUGCAUGUACUAACAUAAAAAUUGCCCGAGUAUCUAAAAGUAAUUAUGGUUGCUGUUGACCCGUUGACAUCUUGUUUAAAAUUGUCUGUUCUAAUACUCUGAACUUUGUACUUUCUUAUAUGUAACAUACCUACCUGUGUGUGUAGCUGAGAGUAAACUCAACUGGCCAGUAAUUAAUCAUGGUUAAUCCAUCAAGUUAGCAUUGUGUGUAUGUUUGGGACAGGAGGGGGUGGGGGGAAUUGCUCUUUGGAUCUUUGUUUGCUGAGCAAAUCAUUGGGCCCUCCACCAUAAAGAUUUACCAGCAUCUCUUUGGCUACACUCACAGAUCUACUAGUUUCUGUAUUGACCUUUUGCCUGAAAUUGUGACUUAGCUUCUUUCAUGUAGUUCUGCAAGUUAGUUCUUAUUUAUGUUAGCUAUGAGGCAUUUUUGCAUUUUUGCAUUUUUGUCAUGCAAACUAUCAAAUAAAACAAGCCAGUUACAAUUUA